AUGGGCGUCUUGGGAGACGACUCGCGCGCUGAUCUGGAGGAGCCAAUGGAGCUGCCCAGGCCGCAGGUCCGAGGCGCCCGGGGCUUAAGGCUCCGCUUGGGGAACGGACAUGGGAGACGCACCGGCAGAGGUACGACGCCACUUUGGGUCAGCCACUCCGAGGUGUGCCCAUCCGUGAGGAACCUCUAUGGCUGCUUUCUUCUGAAGAGGAGGCUGGGUUUGAUCGCGGCGCCGGUCAAUGGCUUCGAGUUCCGGCACAAGGGCGUAGAGCACGCCUUCUCCUUCGUGCCCUUCAUCAUGGUGCGGAACUGCAAGUUCCAGGCCAUCACCAGCAACGGCGUGGACCUCGCGCAGUUCCGCUGCUUCAAGGUCUCCAUGUUCACCCACGGUGUGUGCCUCUACUUCGGGGUGCACGAGAAGGAGCAUAGCCCUUCUGCAGAGGAGAAGCGAGCAGCUUGGGUGCUGGACAUCUCCCGGGCGGUGCGCCUGGUGACCCAAUCCCUCUUCCCGAGCUUCCAGAUCGCUGUGCGGCCUCUCGCAAACGCACCUCACACGCGGCGCCGCAUCAUGGCGGGGUACUUGGCCCACCAUGAUGAUACCAGCACGACCUCUGUGCUGUAUUGCGAGCUUCAGCCGCAGCAGGGCGAACAGGGCCGGCUGGUCAUGUACGACAAUGAGAACUGCCAGGACAGCCUCUCGGAGGUCAUUCUGAGCCCACGUACAGUCUGCACUGAGAAGAUCGGCAUCAGUUGCACCUGCUUCACCGUGGACCAGCACCUCUUCUCUGCUCGCACCAUUGCGGAGCGAAAACUCUGGCUCAGGGCGCUGUCCAACAUCAAGGUGAAGUUGCAGAACGGGGCGCCAGAGCCAGAUGAUGAGGGGCUGAGGCAGUACCGGGUGGCCAUUCUGGAGCAUGCGCGCACCACCGGCUGCAACGACAGCCAGGCGGUAAUGGACGCGCUGCUGCAGCGCCACGUGCGUAAGGCAGAGUUCCCGGAGAUGCCUUUCGGCUACAACCAGGAUGGCUUCUUUGCAGCUCCUAUGCAGCCUGACACGCAGCGUCCGCGCAGCAAGCAUCUCCACCGCGCCAAGCGGAAGCUGGCCAAGAACAGCAGCGCGCCCAGCGCAGACCUGCCGGAAGAUGGGGAGGCGGUGGGAAACUUUGGGGCGAUCAUCACUGAGGGCCUGCAGCGUUUUGAGGAGCACUACAGGCCCCUAGGCCUGGCCAGGGACGAGGAGUGGGCCAAGCUGGCGCACAGCUUGCGGCAGCCCUUGCCCUUGGCCUUCCGCCUGAAGUCGCCGGAUGCGGUGCCGGAGCUGCAGCGAUUCCGAGAGGAGCUGCGUGAGGGCUGCACCACCGCGCGCAGCCGCUUCGUGCCGGCGCCCCGCUUCUUCGGGUUCUCGCAGGCGGUGUCCCUGGGCUGCGAUGCCAAGACGCUGCGCCAAGAGCAGUGGGAGGCCCCUGGCUCUGCGCUGGGGCGCCUGGCGCGGUGGCUCGCGGAGAGCCAGGCCAAGGGCCUGGUGUCGCGGCAGGAGGUGGUGAGCACAGUGCCGGUGGCGCUACUCGAGGUGCAGCCGGGACAUGUGGUGCUGGACAUGUGUGCGGCCCCGGGCUCCAAGACCCUGCAGGCCGUGCAGGCCCUCGAGGCCGAUGGAUCCACGGCGCCGUCGGGCGCGCUGGUGGCCAACGAGCUCUGCGCGCCGCGCGCGCGGGUCUUGGCGCGCCGCUGCGCGUCGUCCAUGGUGGCGGUGGUACAGCACAAGGCACAGGUCUUUCCAGGACCUGCGGUUUAUGACAGGAUCAUCUGCGACGUGCCCUGCAGUGGGGACGGCACCAUGCGGAAGCACCCGGAGAAGUGGCGCACCUGGAGCCCCCAGCUGGGCCGUCAGCUGCACGCCCGGCAGCUGCAGAUCGCCCUCCGCGCCGCUGCGCUGCUCAAGCCCGGCGGCGUCAUGAGCUACAGCACCUGCUCUUUCAACCCCUUGGAGAACGAGGCGGUGGUGGCGGCGCUGCUGGAGCGCACCCACGGGGCCCUCGAGCUGCAAGCGGCGCCCCAGUUGUCGGGCCUGCCGGUGCGGCCCGGGCUCAGCACCUGGACGGUGGAGGACCUGGCAGGAGUGCCCAAGCGGGAGCGCCGGCGCUUCCGAUGCUCCAUGUGGCCCCCGGCGGCUUCAAAGUUUCCCCUGGAGCGGUGCGUGCGGUGCCUGCCGUUUUUGGCCAACACCGGGGGGUUCUUUGUGGCGCUGCUGAAGAAGGUCAAGCCCUGGCCCGGGGCUCCCCAAGCGGCGGCUUCGGCGCCCGGGGCGUCGGGGCUGGGCGAGUUCUUGGAGAUGCCGCCGGAGGUGGCGGUGGCCCAGUUCUUGGACGGCUUCACGGGUGCGGAGGUGCUGCGGAUGCAGAAGGCGGAGGGCAUCACUGAGAUCACGGAGCCUGGCGCGACCACCCGGCAGCUGGUUGCCCAAGACCUCAGUGAGAGCUCCAAAUGGCGCUGGCUGCGGCGCGGACACCGGAAGCUCUUCCAUUGCUCCGACACCUUGGUCUCGGUGCUGUCGACGCCGCGGCCCCGUGCCCUGGCGCUGGUCUCCGCGGGCCUUUGCGCCUUCAGCCGGCCGAGGGCGUCGGCCACGUGGCGCGUCACCGCCGCCGGAGGCGAGCUGCUGCAGUUGCGGCGAGAGGCGAACGCCGCGGCCAAGCGAAAGGUCCUGGAAGGCCAUCUCUGCGCUUCCUGCGGCCAGCGGCGUCUGGGCGCCAGCUUCUCCCGUAAGAUGCUCACGCGGCCGCCGGCGAAGCGGCGCUGCGCCGAGUGCGUGGGGCAAAAGGCGGCGGCGAAGGCAGCCCAUGGGUCUCCUGCAAAGCAGCCGGACAUGGCUGGCGCAGGUGAUGCUCCCGUCGAGGCAGAGUCGGAAGCAUCCAGCCCCGCUCAUGAGGUCUACAGCGACCCCACUGUGGUGUCUUGGAGAGGAACGGUCACAGCGAUCUGA
Messenger RNA from Effrenium voratum, 2982 nucleotides. NCBI's taxonomy places the organism in Eukaryota, Dinophyceae, Suessiales, Symbiodiniaceae. The record is from the annotation of a GenBank genome assembly.